UUGUUUUGUAUGAAAACUAUUUAGAAUGCAUCUCUCAUUUCAACGUGUUAAAACAGGCAAUUCACAUUACCAAGGUCUUGCAUAAUUAGGUCUAGUAUGAUCUGAACCUGAGUCAACACCAACCACCACAACGAGCUAAGUCAAAAUCGACGAUGUGAGUAGUUAUUACAGAAACGUGAGACAUCACAGACUUCACAACAAAUGUCUUACGCUCGACUGAGGAAGCAAAAGACAGAAGAUGUUUCUCUCAUGUUGGACAAAGCUGCUGUUCACGUCACAGCACACCAGGAGGAAACUUCUGAACAACAGCACCCGCUCCUUACAACACUUGAGACAAUACACAUCUGGCAAGACUCGAAGAGUUGUAAUCACUGGCAUAGGCCUCGUGUGCCCUCUUGGAACAGGGACUGAAAUCGUGUGGGAGCGUUUAAUCAGUGGUGCAAGUGGCAUUGUUGCUCUUCAAUCGGAGGAGUACCGAACUGUCCCAUGUAAAGUGGCAGCCAUGGUACCCAAAGGAGAUGAGGAGUGGCAGUUUAAAGGGGAGAGGUUUGCCACUCGUGGGGAGAUCAACAGUAUGUCGCCAGCCACUGUGAUGGCACUUGGUGCUGCCCAGCUGGCACUGGAGGACUCUGGUUGGUAUCCCAAGAGUCUAGAGGAGCAGCUGAACACAGGUGUAGCUGUGGGCAUGGGCAUGGUGUCUCUAGAAGAGAUCGCCCGUACCUCUGCCACCUUCCAAGCUAAGGGCUACAGCAAAGUCAGUCCCUUCUUUGUCCCCCGCAUCCUGGUCAACAUGGCCGCCGGCCACAUCAGUAUCAAACACAAGUUGAAGGGUCCCAACCACGCUGUGUCCACAGCCUGCACCACAGGGGCACACGCUAUCGGGGAUGCCUCCAGGUUUAUCGCCUAUGGGGACGCCGUCGCCAUGGUGGCUGGGGGCACAGAGGCCUGCGUCGGUCCCCUGGCGAUUGCAGGCUUCGCCAGAGCACGGGCCCUGGCGACCAAGUGGAACGACAACCCCAGGUUGUCAUCGCGGCCGUUUCACCCUGAGAGAGAGGGCUUUGUGAUGGGGGAGGGGGCUUCAGUUGUCGUCCUGGAGGAGAUGGACCAUGCCAAGCAGAGGGGGGCCAGGAUCUAUGCCGAGGUGCUUGGGUACGGCCUUUCAGGGGACGCCAGCCACAUCACUGCACCCACUGCAGAUGGAGACGGGGCUUUUAGGUGCAUGUCCGCAGCCCUCCGCAACGCAGGCGUCGAUCCUGCAGAUGUGACGUACGUGAACGCACACGCUACCUCCACGCCACUGGGGGACGCUGCAGAGAACGCUGCCAUCAAGAGACUCUUCCAGCAGCAUAGCCACUCUCUGGCCGUCUCCUCCACCAAGGGAGCUACGGGGCAUCUCCUAGGGGCGGCAGGUGCUCUGGAGGCAUCCUUCACCGCCCUGGCAUGCUACCAUGGAGUUCUGCCACCCACGCUAAACCUGGAUCACACAGAUCCAGAGUUUGACCUGAAUUAUGUGCCCUGCACGGCUCAGCAGUGGAAGACGAAGGGGCGGCGGAUUGCUCUCACAAACUCGUUUGGAUUUGGUGGCACAAAUGCCUCCCUUUGUCUUGCCAGUGUGUAGAAUAAGAAAGAAAAA
Molecule: messenger RNA, 1633 nt
Organism: Osmerus eperlanus (European smelt)
Lineage: Eukaryota; Metazoa; Chordata; Actinopteri; Osmeriformes; Osmeridae
Gene: oxsm
Product: 3-oxoacyl-ACP synthase, mitochondrial
Exons: 3
Coding region: 239-1618 (459 amino acids)
Biological process (GO): fatty acid biosynthetic process
Cellular component (GO): mitochondrion
Molecular function (GO): 3-oxoacyl-[acyl-carrier-protein] synthase activity
Source: RefSeq, a predicted model, not a curated record